UAAUAGAGUCCUCUAGGUAGGGGUUCCGAACGUCUAACUGUUGGUUUUUCGGUAGCACGAAAAUAAACCACGAUAGUUUCAAAUAGCUUACAAGAGGGAAUUUAAGCGGCUGCGAUAACCAGUAACCAUAGAGGGUGUGUUUUUGUAUCUCCGCCUACUCCGGAAAACUUAACCGAGUCGUCGUUAUAUUUAUUUUUAAGGUGACGUGGAGUCGGACCCCUUCUUUUGCAUGUGUCAGUAAAAGUACUUGUUGUACCCGGAUAUGAACGCAAUGAAAGCAUAAACCGCUGGGACAUUACGCAGAGGCUUUCCAAGAUGUUUAGCUUUAAACCUUUACAUUGAGCUCCAGUAUCGACACAGAGAGUAGACUGUCGGGGCCUGGACAGAGGAAUCCGGCGGAUAGACAGGUUUUGUCGGAUCUGCGGCAUCGGACUGAAGUGACACAACAUCGCCUCUGCAGGGGUUAUGCAGUGCGGAGUAGGACACCUGCCAGGUGGCUGCCAGAAGACAAUGUGGCUGCACUGCACCUUGAUCCUGUGCUUGUUCUCAGGCUGGAUAGUGGGCUACAAACAGGGGGACAAUGUGACUCUCUAUGUCAACAAAGUGGGCCCUUAUCAUAACCCCCAGGAGACGUACCACUACUACACCCUGCCUGUGUGCAGCCCAGAGAAGGUACACCACAAGUCCCUGAGUCUGGGAGAAGUGUUGGAUGGUGACAGAAUGGCAGAGUCAUUAUAUCACAUUCGGUUCAGAGAGAAUGUGGAGAAAAAAACUCUUUGUCAGCUCACUCUUUCAGAGAAACAGGUGGACCAGCUUCGUGAAGCCAUUGAGGAGCUGUAUUACUUUGAAUUUGUCCUGGAUGACAUACCAAUCUGGGGGUUUGUGGGAUACAUAGAGGAGAGCGGCUUCCUGCCUCACAGUCACAAGGUGGGUUUGUGGACUCACCUAGAUUUCAAUAUUGAGUACAACGGCAACUCAGUGAUAUUCGCCAAUGUCUCAGUAAAAGACGUCAAACCUGUUCCCCUGGAGGAGGGGGCAGGUGCAGCGGUGGGUGGCGUUGGUUUGGGCGGAGGGAGCCUGACUGUCACCCACACCUACAGUGUGCGCUGGUUCGAGUCCCCUCUGCCUCACGCCCGAAGAGCUGAGCGUCUCCGAGACUACUCAUUCUUCCCCAAAACACUGGAGAUCCACUGGCUGUCCAUCAUCAACUCACUGGUGCUGGUGGUGCUGCUGCUGGGCUUCGUCAUCAUUAUCCUCAUGCGGGUCCUUAAGAAUGACUUUGCCAGGUACAAUGUGGAGGAGGAGGGUGGCUGUGAUGAUUUGGACCAGGGAGACAAUGGUUGGAAGAUUAUUCACACUGAUGUCUUCAGGUUUCCCCCUUACAAAAGCCUGCUGUGUGCCGUGCUGGGAGUGGGGGCUCAGUUCCUUACCCUCGCCACAGGGAUUAUUGUUAUGGCGUUGCUGGGAAUGUUCAACGUUCACCGCCAUGGUGCCAUCAACUCAGCAGCUAUCGUCUUGUACGCUCUGACCAGCUGUGUGUCAGGGUACGUCUCUUGCAGUUUCUACACACAGAUCAAUGGCCAGCGCUGGGUGUGGAACAUCAUCCUCACGUCGUCUCUCUUCUCUGCUCCUCUGUUCCUGACGUGGAGUGUGGUGAACUCCAUCCACUGGUGGAGCGGCUCCACUCAGGCUCUGCCGGCCACCACCGUGCUCCUCCUGCUGGGUGCCUGGGUGCUGGUGGGCUUCCCCCUCACUGUCAUUGGUGGCAUUGUGGGGAAGAACAGAGCCGGCAGCUUCCAGGCGCCAUGCCGCACUCGCAACAUCCCCCGACAGAUCCCCACGCAGCCCUGGUACAAACACACAGCAGUGCACAUGGCCAUCGGUGGCUUCCUGCCAUUCAGUGCCAUCUCAGUGGAGCUGUACUACAUCUUUGCCACUGUUUGGGGCAGAGAGCACUACACCCUCUACGGCAUUCUGCUAUGCGUCUUCGCCAUCCUCCUCUCAGUGGGCGCUUGUAUCUCCGUGGCCCUCACCUACUUCCUGCUGUCAGGAGAGGACUACCGGUGGUGGUGGCGGAGCGUGUUGAGCACAGGCUCCACAGGCCUCUUCAUUUUCGUCUACUCCGUUUUCUAUUACCGGAACCGGUCGUCCAUGAGCGGCCUGGUUCAGAGCACGGAGUUCUUCGGCUACUCUCUGCUCACGGCCCUCGUCUUCUCGCUGAUGCUGGGCAGUGUGGCGUUCUGGGCCUCACUGGCAUUCAUUCGCUACAUCUACCGUAGCCUCAAGAUGGACUAGACAUGAAAUGCGUGCACAUACACACAGCUAAAAACAAACAUUUCCUCAUAGCACACAUGGACAACCUUCAUUCUCCUCUCUUGCUCUUUCAAUCAUACACACAGAUAUACACAAGCCUUUUAUGGGGUUGGGAGGAGAAUUCAGGGCCUUUACCUUGAUUUGACAGGAGCUAAUAAUUGAACUACAGGAGCUAUCAUUGCUGGAAUAAGACUGUUGGUUAACUGGAUGGAUGGACAGAUAGAGAGCAAGUAGGGGAGGGGUUAUAUUUUCUCUGUCUGGGUGUGUGUGUGUGGGGGGGGGGGGGUAAAAUGUACUAUGAGAUACGUGAGUGAGUGGAUUUAAUCAUUGUACGAUGCAGUGUGGCAUCAUCUGCUCUGGUUCUUACUUCACGGUCUAUCGAGGCUUAGCAGGAUCUACACACUCUUUAUUUCCCACAGUACACUGGAUACCCACUGAGACAGCUGACUCAUACUGUAGUGUUGUCAAAUUAUGCAGUAGUGUUAUUACUGGCAACAAUACCCCCACCCCACCACACACAUAAAAUUGUGUCAAACUAUUCAAAUGUAAUAUUAAAAUGGUGUUUUGCACUGGUCCUGUUAAGUUCGAUGUAGCCUUGCAGUGGGUAAGAGGACUGAUGCCUUUUAGAUUGAAGAGUGCUUGCAAAGUGUUGGUGAUGGGAGCAAUAUCGUUAUUGUGUUAUGGUCACCACUGACUGUGAUUUUGGUUCUAUUGUAAAUACUGUCUUUUCAAUAAAGUGUUUUUAAUACAAUA
Molecule: messenger RNA, 3066 nt
Organism: Lates calcarifer (barramundi perch)
Lineage: Eukaryota; Metazoa; Chordata; Actinopteri; Centropomidae
Gene: tm9sf1
Product: transmembrane 9 superfamily member 1
Exons: 9
Coding region: 466-2295 (609 amino acids)
Biological process (GO): protein localization to membrane
Cellular component (GO): membrane
Source: RefSeq, a predicted model, not a curated record